Messenger RNA from Chanos chanos (milkfish), 2094 nucleotides. RefSeq names its product fibronectin leucine rich transmembrane protein 1a (gene flrt1a). NCBI's taxonomy places the organism in Eukaryota, Metazoa, Chordata, Actinopteri, Gonorynchiformes, Chanidae. Bases 1 to 2094 code for a protein of 697 amino acids. Gene Ontology annotation, molecular function: protein binding. The record is from RefSeq and is a predicted model, not a curated record. The transcript has a single exon.
AUGGCUCCUGAGGGUGUGGCAGAGCUUCGUGAUUGGCUCUUCUUGUUUCUGCUGUGCCUAACACUGUUGGUUGAGGUGCUGGAGUUCGCAGCUGCAACUGCGCAAGGACUGGACGCAGAGGGGGACACGGUCUGCCCCUCAGUAUGUCGCUGUGACGAAGACUUCAUUUACUGCAACGAUAGAGGUUUGAGCGCCAUCCCACCGCUGCCACCAUCUGCCACAGUGCUCUACCUUCAGAACAAUCACAUCGACAAUGCAGGCCUUCCCACGUCAUUAGAACGUCACACCACCGUCCGCGUCAUUUACCUGUACGACAACGAGCUGGACGACUUCCCCAUGCACCUCCCACCGUCGCUACGGGAACUCCAUCUCCAGGACAACAACAUCCGGGUGUUGCCCCGGGUGGCCCUGGCCCGUUUGCCCCUCCUGGAGAAGCUGCAUCUGGACGACAACUCCGUCUCCACCGUUAGCAUCGAGGACCAGGCUUUUGCUGACAACCCUCGUCUGCGCCUGCUCUUCCUUUCUCGAAAUCAUCUCUCCAGCAUCCCAUCAGGGCUUCCCGCUUCCUUAGAGGAGCUCCGUCUUGACGACAACCGGAUUUCCACCAUUCCGACCCACGCUUUCCGUGGGUUAUCGUCUUUGCGCCGUCUCGUCUUAGACGGAAACCUCCUGGCCAACCAGCGAAUUGCGGAUGACACCUUCUCCCGCCUGUCGAACCUGACGGAGCUGUCGUUGGUGCGCAACUCCCUGCAGACGCCACCUCUCAAUUUGCCCAGCGCCCACCUACAGAGGCUUUCCCUGCAGGACAACGCCCUGAUCCACAUGCCGCGGGGAUCUCUGGAUGGCAUGCGCAGGCUCCAGAGGCUGGAUCUCUCAGGGAACAACCUGACCACCUUACCCCGCGGUCUGUUCCGGGAUUUGGACAGCCUAGGGCAGCUUCUGGUGCGUGGCAACCCCUGGCAUUGUGGCUGCAACCUGCGCUGGCUAUAUGACUGGUUGCAAGCCAGAGGGAACUCCAUCACUGUUCGAGGUCUUACCUGCCAGGCACCUGAACGAGUGCGCGACAUGGCCCUCAGGGAUCUCAGCAGUCAGAUGGAGGAAUGUGAAGCUGGAGGCGGUGCUGCUGGAGGUGGGAUCAGCACAGGCGCAAGUGGUAGCAGAGACCGAGCAGGAGGUGGAGGAGGUGGAAUUGCAGCUGGCUCUACCACCCUUUCCCCUCCACAAGGCUCCCUUUUCACCCUCAGAUCCAAACGUCCUGGUCUCGGACUUCCAGACAUAGCUAUGGACUACACACUGGGCAGCAGUGGAGUUGGCAAGAACCUAGCCCUAAACGUCAAGCCUCUUUCGCACAACAGCAUCCGAGUAACCUGGAGCGUGGCACAAGCCUCAUCAUCCUUCAGGCUGAGCUGGCUUCGUUUGGGAACCAGUUCAGCCAUGGGAUCCAUCACAGAGACACUGGUUAGGGGUGACCGGCGAGAGUAUCUCCUGACAUCCUUGCAGCCCAGUUCGAGUUACAUUAUCUGCAUGGUACCUCUGGUGUCGAGCUCUGGGAGCAAAGGCACAGCAAGUGGAGGGGACACUGAUUCAGAUGAGGCUCCUGUUUGCGCCAAAACUGAGACGUCCAAUCCCGAACAGCCAGACGUGGAUCAGGGAGAAGAUCAGGGCUCGGAGCAAAUGGCCACGCUACCCCUAGCAGGUAUUAUCGGUGGGGCUACAGCACUAGUCUCGCUCGCUCUCAUCUUCGCCAUUUUCUGCUGGUAUGGACAUCGUGCUGGACGCUUGUCCUCGCGGGAUAACUAUAGCCGUAGCAGUUCACGCAAGAGCAAACAUUACGACGACUACAUUGAAUCGGGCACUAAGAAAGACAACACCAUCCUGGAGAUCCGAGGCCCUGGGUUCCAGAUGACACCUAUGGCGGCUAGGCAGUCACUUCAGCCCAAACCAAUUCGGGAAGAUUACAUCAUACACACAAUCUUCCCCUCUAAUGGCACAGGGCUCUAUAAAGCCCCUCACCAAAUGACCCAUCCUGGGUACGGCACCAACCGUGGAUACAGAGAAGGAGGCAUCCCAGAUAUAGACUAUUCUUACACGUGA